Manduca sexta (tobacco hornworm) is the source of this 1626-nucleotide messenger RNA. Its product is annotated as myrosinase 1. Gene Ontology annotation, biological process: carbohydrate metabolic process. The record is from RefSeq and is a predicted model, not a curated record. Gene Ontology annotation, molecular function: beta-glucosidase activity. Lineage: Eukaryota; Metazoa; Arthropoda; Insecta; Lepidoptera; Sphingidae. The coding region runs from base 49 to 1569 and encodes 506 amino acids. The transcript has 6 exons.
GUAAACUAGUAUUUAAACUAUGUUCAAUCGAAUACGUAUUUCAAAAUCAUGAAGCUUGCAGUGCUAUUAAGUGUAGUGGCGGUUUGCCAUACAGCAACUGUGAAACACGAGAGGAGGUUCCCCGAUGACUUCAUUUUCGGCUGCGCAACAGCCGCAUACCAAGUAGAAGGAGCUUGGAAUGAAGAUGGUAAAGGUGAAAACAUCUGGGAUUACCUGACACACACCAACCCAACUGUGAUCAGAGAUCAGAGCAAUGGUGACGUCGCGGCCGACUCGUACCACCACGUGGAACGCGACGUUGAGAUGAUGCGCGAGCUGGGGCUAGAUGCGUACCGCUUCUCUCUCUCCUGGUCCAGGAUCCUCCCCACGGGCUUCGCCAAUGAAGUGAACCAAGCCGGCAUCAACUACUACAACAACCUCAUUAACGAAAUGCUCAAAUACAACAUCCAACCUAUAGUCACUAUGUACCACUGGGAUUUGCCGCAGAGGCUGCAAGAAUUAGGAGGAUUUAUAAACCCAUUGAUCGCCGACUGGUACGAAGACUACGCAAAAGUGGUAUUCGAUAACUUUGGCGAUAGAGUGAAGCUCUGGAUUACAUUCAACGAGCCUCGAGAGAUCUGCUAUGAAGGUUAUGGUGCCACAGGCUUGGCGCCCAUACUCAAUGCUACUGGUGUAGGAACUUACAUCUGCGCCAAAAAUCUCGCCAUUGCCCAUGCCAAGGCUUACCACCUGUACAACAACGAGUACAAGGCGAGGCAGGGCGGCGAGUGCGGCAUCACCAUCAGUGUCAACUGGUUCGGACCUCUCACCGACUCCGAAGAAGACGAGUUCGCUGCCGAACUCAGACGCCAAGCGACGUGGGGUCUCUACGCUGAACCUAUCUUCUCUGCCGAAGGAGGUUUCCCUAAAGAGCUUGCUGCACGUGUUGCCGAAAAGAGCGCCGAACAGGGAUUCCCGUGGUCCCGCAUGCCGGAAUUCACUGAUGAAGAAAAGAAGUUCGUGAGGGGCACUUCGGAUUUCUUCGGCGUCAAUCACUACACUGCCUUUUUGGUAUCUGCCACAAAACACAUUCAGCAACACGCCGUGCCGUCUCUCUUGGACGACAUCGGCGUUGGUUCCUACGUGCCUCCUGAAUGGAUGAAAUCUGCUUCAUCGUGGUUAACCCUGGCCCCCAACAGUAUUUACAACGCCCUCACACAUCUGGCCAGCAAAUAUAACAACCCAGUGUUCUACAUCACUGAGAACGGCUGGUCCAACGACCCGACCGCCAGCCUCGAGGAUGACGACCGCGUCACCUACUACCGUGCCGCGCUCGAGAGCGUACUCAACACCCUGGACGCUGGCGUCAAUCUCAAGGGGUACAUGACCUGGAGUCUCAUGGACAACUUCGAGUGGUUGAAGGGAUACACAGAACGUUUUGGCCUAUACGAGGUAGACUUCAGCAGUCCAGAGCGCACUCGCACCCCUCGCAAGUCCGCCUUCGUCUACAAGGAGAUUUUGAGGACCCGCACCAUAGAUAACAGCUACGAACCGUCAUCACUCAUCAUGACCAUAGAUGAAGGUCACUGAAAUAAGACUUUUAAUACUUUUAAAUUUAAUAUACAAUAAAAUAUUUUGUAUGAAACA